GGGACACAAUUGUCAUUCUAAUAAAAGGUAAGAACAGCUGGAUGCUUUUCUUAUUGGAAUCUAUGCCAGAAUAUAUUACUCAAUAUAAAUUUUAUCUUUUAAUUUUUAAAUAGAUUUUUAUUUCUAAUUCUGUUAUUAGUAUACUCUUUAUCCUAAAUAUUUAUAAUUAUGUUUGGCCGCUGGAUUUCUAUGAUGGAAAAGGCGAAGCCAAGAAAAAUUAAAGAAAAGAAAAACAGCUUUUCAUCUCACCUUCAUCUUUCUCUCUCCCUCCAGUCUCUACCUCUUAUCUCUGUUUUUGCUGUCCAUCAGCUUCUCUCAUAGAGAAAGAGGAGGGGACGGAGAGGGGGAGAAGUGAAGGAAGUGAGACCGUUACACCGGCGGCGCACGGUAGCACAGGGUCCUUUAUUCUACGCUCUGUUUCAAUUUCCACUGAUUCCUUCCUGGUAUUGCUUUCCUAACAAAGGUCGCUUCGUUCCCACGGCAAAUUCCACUUUGACACGGAGCCCAAAAAAAUCGAUUCUGAACUUUGCUUCUGACCCCAUAUUUAGUCGGUUGCCCUUUUGAACUCUGGCGGACCUAAAAGGAACGCUAUCGUUCUACUGGUCCUCCCUCUCGGUAAUAUUAGCAGAUCGGUUUGAUUUCGAAUCUUAAAAAAAGUAAAGGAGAGGGAUUUUCAGUAUUAAGAUGCUUUGGAUAAUGCGACUCUCGGGGUUCUUUUCAGCUGCAAUGGUGAUGAUUGUUCUCUCUCCGUCGCUCCAGUCUUUUCCUCCAGCUGAAGCCAUUAGAUCCUCUCACCUCGACAGGUACCUCCGGUUACCGUCGUAUCAGAUGUCCACUUCACCACACUCAAUAGAGGAUCGAUUUUCUUUUCGAAAAGCCUCCGAAUCUCGUAAUGCCGACGAAUGUGGUUUCACCAACCAUAAAAUCUCCGGCGUUUGCGAUCCUUCUUUAGUCCACGUGGCUAUCACCCUCGAUGUCGAGUAUCUCCGUGGCUCAAUCGCCGCCGUUCACUCUAUUCUCCAGCAUUCAUUGUGCCCGGAGAACAUUUUCUUCCAUUUCCUCGUCUCGGAGACCAAUCUGGAAACCCUAGUUCGGUCCACGUUCCCUCAAUUGAAGUUCAAGGUUUAUUAUUUCGAACCUGAGAUUGUACGGAACUUGAUAUCGUCCUCUAUUAGGCAAGCGCUUGAACAGCCGUUAAAUUAUGCCAGAAAUUACUUAGCGGAUCUGCUAGAGCCGUGCGUACGGAGAGUGAUUUAUUUGGACUCUGAUCUAGUCGUUGUUGACGAUAUCGCUAAGUUGUGGAGUACCAGCCUGGGUUCAAGAACAAUCGGGGCACCGGAAUAUUGCCACGCAAACUUCACAAAAUAUUUCACGGGCGGGUUCUGGAAGGGCGAACGGUUUUCAGGGACUUUCAAAGGGAGGAAGCCUUGCUAUUUUAACACGGGGGUGAUGGUGAUAGAUCUGGUGAAAUGGAGGCGGGUCGGGUACACGAAGCGGAUCGAAAGGUGGAUGGAGAUCCAGAAAAGUGACCGGAUCUACGAACUAGGCUCGUUGCCGCCGUUCUUGUUGGUUUUUGCGGGGCGCGUAGCGCCCAUCGAGCAUAGAUGGAACCAGCAUGGGUUGGGUGGGGACAAUGUGAGGGGAAGUUGUCGAGACUUGCAUCCGGGUCCGGUUAGCCUCUUGCAUUGGUCUGGUAGCGGUAAGCCAUGGCUUAGGCUGGAUUCGAAACGGCCGUGUCCACUCGACGCUUUAUGGGCGCCUUAUGACUUGUACGGACACUCGCAUUGAUAUCACAGCAGGGAUAGUCGCCGGUGGAGUGCAAUUAGCAAGAAAUGGGCUUGGAUUAAGUGGGAAAGGACAUGUGAUCUUUUAUUGCGAGUUAGUUGUCCAUUUUCAAUGGUGGCCGAAAGGGACCGAAUGAAGGGGCGAGGGGGCCGCGGUGCCGGCUGGAGAACUAAUCUAGGCAUUGGAAGAAUCUGAAAGUUUUGGAUAGCCGCUUGCUUAGUUCAUGGGGCUGUAAUUUUUUUUAUUAUUUAUUUAUUUUUGGUGGCUUUGUGCUUUGGUGGCAGCGGCGGAAGACUUGUGAGCUGCCUCCUCUCACUGUUCAUUUGCGCACUUAGGUGGCAACGCAUAUUCUCCCUUUGGCGUCAGAUUUGUGUGUAUAAUGUAUUUCUUGGUAAUUUUUCAGUAUUUUUUUAAAAUUUUUUUACUCUAAAUAAAGUGAUACAUAUACACAUGCAUGCAUUUUAUUAUAAUAUUUUAUCCACCAAAUAAAUUAUAAAGUAAUGAUUAAUAAGGGGCGAUUGUUUAAAUGAAGCUAAGAAAGUCGAGCUACCAAACUAAAAUGGUGGCAUCGACAGAGGGACCCAGAUGUCAUUGUAGUGUAUGAAAUGUCCAAAGUAGGAAUGGGGACCGAUUCCUUUUGCCCUGGCAUCCCACGUGGCCAGGUGUUGGAAUUUUAUAGAAUCAACGAGUCAUCUUACGGUUAGUCAGCCCCAUAUGAUUUGUUCCAUUUGGGUAAACUUCGAACUUAAUAUUGUGGCUAAUUGGCUAUGUAGCAUCAACCUACAUGCGCCUGCUUUGCUUCGUAACUAUUUCUUUUAUUUUAAUGUUUAUUUAUUUAAUUCUUCUAAAUAGGACAUUACGUUUAGAUUUGUUUAAAAUUACAGUCUUUAAGAAUUUGACUAAUAUACAUUUCACCUAAUACUCAACUGAUUUCGUAAUUACUCUUUUUUUUAACUAUAAAAAAGGAAUUUAUAUAAGAUACUUUAAUUAAUCAAUUAAAAUAAAAUUUGACCUGGACAUAGUAACAGCUGAAACUGGGCCUACAUAGUUUUUGGUGGUAAAAUCAUAAAAGAGAGAUGUGACGCUGGCAGCUUUUGAUUCAAUUAUUCUAAACAUAUCCUAAUCCAGUUAUUUUUAAUCAUUUGGUGAGGUUAGAUGAUUCCAGAAGGAGUGGAGGU
Molecule: messenger RNA, 2963 nt
Organism: Durio zibethinus
Lineage: Eukaryota; Viridiplantae; Streptophyta; Magnoliopsida; Malvales; Malvaceae
Product: putative galacturonosyltransferase-like 7
Cellular component (GO): Golgi apparatus
Molecular function (GO): glycosyltransferase activity
Source: RefSeq, a predicted model, not a curated record